AUCAUGUUUUCUCAUAUGGAUUUUACUGUUUUUUCAGAUCCAGAGGAAACGAUGCACCCAGCAGGCCUUCAUCACGUCAGUCUGUGUGUGUUUUACAUCAGCAGGAGCUUGGCCACGCCUCUACCUUUUUACACUUCUCUGGAGGGAAGUACAGAUGAGGAAGAGCUUGGUUACAUACGUUUCUCUGCGUCCACCACAGUAAUCCCCACGAAGUACCAAACGUCAUCGGCCAACCCAUCACAAGAUGGAGCAGACGUUCAAAAAGAGUUCGUGAACUACCUGGAGGAGAACAUGCUCCUCAUCCUGGUUGCAACCUCUCUCAGCUUUCUCGCCUUUCUCGUGACCUGUGGGGCCCUUUUCAUGAGCCGCAAGCGCAAAGUCAACUCCUACUACCCUUCCUCCUUCCCGUCAAAGAUGUACGUGGACCACCGAGACAAAACUGGUGGCACCAAACCGUUCGACGAAGUGCAAGAAAAAGCUGCUCCUGAACAGGAAUGUGAGCCAGUGGACUCUCACAGGCAGCUCCAGGCUGAAAUCCUGAGAGCUGCCAGUAGCCUGCGCACGCCAAAUAAAAAGGUUCACGCUGCAGAGAAAAGUGAGCCCUGUCAGAAAGCAGAUCACAGUCCUGAGGUCAGCUCGAAAACUGAAGGUAGCAUCCUGGAUCAGCAGCUACCAAGUCUGCCUGAGGAGGAGCAGCAGUGCGAGAUUCCUGACAGCAGAGCAGCAGAAGCAGGAAGCUCUCAACUGGAUCCUCCAGAGCAGCCUUUUAAGGAGAAGGAUUCACAGGAACCUUCAACCGGCAGGAGUCUGAGACCGUCCUCGCUGCACAUUCACAACGACACAGCUACACUUCAGCUCAUCGCCGGAGAGAAAACCGCCUUCUGAAAAUGUCGAACUGCAGGUUUAAUGAAGCAAAUGAAGAAAAAGCUCAAACCAGAGGUGGUUUGAGCCAAUGCAGAAGUGGUUGGAAUAAAUUCAAAAAAUAUUAUACAUGUACCAUAG
Nematolebias whitei (Rio pearlfish) is the source of this 1002-nucleotide messenger RNA. It is a transcript of the gene tmem119b, whose product is annotated as transmembrane protein 119b. The record is from RefSeq and is a predicted model, not a curated record. Gene Ontology annotation, cellular component: plasma membrane. Gene Ontology annotation, biological process: ossification; positive regulation of bone mineralization; positive regulation of osteoblast differentiation. NCBI's taxonomy places the organism in Eukaryota, Metazoa, Chordata, Actinopteri, Cyprinodontiformes, Rivulidae. The transcript has a single exon. Bases 4 to 885 code for a protein of 293 amino acids.